UGAAAAAAAUUCUUAAUAUUUUGUGCGAUUAAUGAGAACCAUGCGCAUACUGCAAUGGCCAUGUUUUACGAUGCCCUUUGUUCCUAUGAGUUACACAGCUAGUGUAGUUUAAAAAAAAUCAUUUGUGGAUGCGAUAAUCUUUAAAUUGCAAUGCACGCUAAUUAGAAUAUGCAAGGGUUUGAAUCUCUAGUAUUAUAAUAAAAGUGUACAGAAAAUUAAAUAUAUUUUUAUAUAUAAACAAUUAUAUAUAAAAGUGUAAUACAAGAAAUAAUGUAAAGAAAAGGGUAAGUUUAAACUAAAAAUGGAUGUUCAUGGUAUUGGGAUUGUUGCUGUUUUGGGAACAGUUGGGGCUGCAACUGGGGCUAUUUCAGCUGUAAUUGUUUAUACAAUUUGUAUCAAACGCAAACGAUUAUCCCUUCUUGUUCCGGGUAGAGGUCCUCUUAAUUGGUUUGAAAAGGAUUUAUUAAAUAGAGCAGAAGAGACACUGUCAUCGAAAGAUAAUUUUGUUGGUUUAGGAUCUAAUGUCAAGUUAGAUCAGAAAAAUAAGAUUUCGGAAGAUAAUGAUGAUCAUUGUAACGACGAAGAAUGGCAAUCUAAUUAUGCAUUUGAUAGCAUUGCAAGCGAUUCAUCGAAAAAGGUUUUGCAGUAUUUAUCAGAGUCUGAAGAUAUUUCGAUAUCACCUGUCAGUUCUUUUGCACCGCUAUUACCAGAAGGAGCAGUGGCUGCUUCAGAAAAAUGCAUGGUAAUCGUUAAGUCUACGUCAAGAGGCAUGAUCGACUCGCAUUCUCGACUUAAUAGUACAGAGUGUGAGACAUCUAGCUACAAGCUGUCUUCUUCCUCAUCAAUGUCGUUGUCUGAUGAGAUCAGAGGUGAAUUGCAAAUAGGUUUAAUUUACGAUGCAAGCGCCGGUAUUCUUACUGUUAGACUUGUUGAGGCGCAUGAUCUUCACCCAAGAGAAUUAAAUGGUACCGCGGAUCCAUAUGGAAAAGUACGUCUAUUACCUGAUUGGAGUAAUGUAUGGCAAACUAGAAUACACAGGCGGACUCUCAAUCCUGUGUUCGACGAGGACUUCGUUUUCGAAGUAAUGCCCGAAUCAUUGACCGGAAGAACAUUGGAGAUUCUACUUUAUGACUUUGAUGCCUUCUCCAGACAUUAUUGUUUGGGUCAUGUACAACUUCCUUUAUCUGCAGUGAUCGAUCUUUUGGAUGCAACACUUACUCUUAUUACAAAACCAAUUCUCCGAUAUAGUAUUGAGAAUGGAUUCAAAGCACCAUCUUUGGGAGAGCUAAUGGUUUCUCUCUCAUAUCAAUUGUCUACAGAGAAAUUGACGAUUAUAGUUGUUAGAGCAAAAAACUUACCCAGUCUUAAUGACUCAACAAACGCGAAUCUAUAUGUGAAAGUAAGUAUUGUUCAAGAUGGUAAAAGUAUUAAAAAGAAGAGAUCUAGUAUACAGCGCGAAACAAUUAGUCCUGUGUGGAACGAUAUUUUAAGCUUUGAUAUUAAUAAUGAUAUAUUGUCCAAAUGCAUGAUAGAAUUUAUUAUUUUACGAGCAAAUGGUGAGCUUUUAGCUAAAUGCGAAGUAUCUAAUAAGUGUCAAAAGGAGCUUUUUCAGCGUGUAUUGUCAGGAAAAGGCGCAUCUGCACAAUGGUUACCACUGUCUAAAGCAGAAACUUAUUGUGAUGAUUUCACUGAAGUGAAACAUUAAGAACUUUAUAAAAAAAAACCGUCCGAUUUAAAAAUCAGUUAUUAAUCCUUUCGCUAACAAGAACAUAUAUCAAUAGAUAUUGAUAUUCAUGAUAUUUUGUAAAAAAUAUGAUUAUU
Colletes gigas is the source of this 1821-nucleotide messenger RNA. RefSeq names its product synaptotagmin-5. The coding region runs from base 302 to 1705 and encodes 467 amino acids. The record is from RefSeq and is a predicted model, not a curated record. Gene Ontology annotation, molecular function: phosphatidylserine binding; clathrin binding; calcium ion binding. Gene Ontology annotation, biological process: cellular response to calcium ion; calcium-ion regulated exocytosis; regulation of dopamine secretion. The transcript has 9 exons. NCBI's taxonomy places the organism in Eukaryota, Metazoa, Arthropoda, Insecta, Hymenoptera, Colletidae.